Cuscuta campestris is the source of this 3010-nucleotide messenger RNA. The record is from the annotation of a GenBank genome assembly. Lineage: Eukaryota; Viridiplantae; Streptophyta; Magnoliopsida; Solanales; Convolvulaceae.
CGCUGUCUAAUUUACUCCGUACUUUUCUUCUCACGGCGUCGCAACCUUCACUUCUGCUGGCGAUCCGCCGAGGCACCAAAUCCCUCCUCCUUUCAAGUAGUCCUCAUCACCGCCGCCCGCCCCUUCGCCGCAGACGAAUACUACUACUGGAUUGACAUCUCAUUUUCAUAUUUGUGCGGUCUCCAAAGUUCUUUGCCGAUCGGAUUGCUGAGUGAGGAUUUCGCUACAAUUUCACCUGGUUGAUUCUUCAUCUCCUUCGGAUCUCUGUGUUAAAUGUUGAAAAUUUCAUCUCAGCUGCACCAUUUGGUGGAAAUAAAGCGUAAUUCGUCUUAAGGUUCCAUCAGCGUAUGAUCUAGGUUUCACUCUUCAUCAGCAACAAGGCAAGAUCAAAAUUCAGCGAUCAGGAUCGGGGGGUGACUUGCCCCCAGGCGGCGAGUUCAACCCUUUUCCUGUGGCUCAAAGGAUAAAUUCCUUCCAAACUGUUCCAAUGGAUGAUGAUAUUGAAGGGUUAGGCCCUUACCAAGAAAGGCCUAGAACAUUUCCAAACAUGCGCACCAAAUCUCAAGCACCAUGGUUUUUUCGUGUUCUCUUGAGGAUGAAUUUUCGCGUCCUUUUAGUGCUUCUACUCUUUUGUGUUGGAGGCAUAUUUUACAUUGGUGCAAGCACCUCGCCAAUCAUCGUGUUCGUGUUCUCAGUUUGCAUAAUCAGUUCCGUCAUGUCAAUUUAUCUUGCGAAAUGGGUGCUUUUAAAGGAUGAGGGGCCUCCCGAGAUGUCUCAGAUAUCAGAUGCAAUACGUGAUGGAGCUGAAGGCUUCUUUAGAACUCAGUAUGGGACUAUAUCUAAAAUGGCACUAUUACUUGGACUGGUUAUCCUAGGCAUAUAUCUUUUCCGAACAACAACUCCUCAACAAGAAGCGUCUGGAAUAGGCCGGUCAGCAACUGCAUACAUUACUGUUAUUGCCUUCCUUUUUGGGGCUUUAUGCUCCGGAAUUGCUGGUUAUGUUGGUAUGUGGGUGUCUGUACGUGCAAAUGUUCGUGUCUCUAGUGCAGCAAGGCGUUCAGCAAGAGAGGCUUUGCAGGUAGCUGUUCGUGCUGGAGGGUUUUCAGCCUUGGUAGUUGUUGGUAUGGCUGUAAUGGGUGUUGCUAUCCUUUAUGCAAUUCUUUAUGUGUGGCUAGGGGUAGAUUCACCUGGUGGAAUGAAGGCAGUAGAUUUGCCUCUACUUCUUGUUGGGUAUGGUUUUGGCGCUUCAUUUGUUGCCCUUUUUGCUCAGCUUGGUGGUGGAAUAUAUACAAAGGCUGCUGAUGUUGGUGCUGACCUUGUUGGAAAAGUAGAACAGGGCAUUCCUGAAGACGAUCCUCGUAAUCCUGCUGUUAUUGCAGAUUUGGUCGGAGACAAUGUUGGUGAUUGUGCUGCCAGGGGUGCUGAUCUUUUUGAAAGUAUUGCUGCAGAAAUUAUUAGUGCAAUGAUACUUGGUGGAACUAUGGCCCAUCGCUGCAAAAUUGAAGGUGAGGAAUUUAUUGUAAUUGGUGCUAUAGAGGAUCCUAUGGCAAUUCUUCAAAAGGGAUAUUCUAUUACAAUAAUUUUAGCUGUUUUGACCUUUGGACUGUCCACUCGGUGGUUAUUAUACACAGAACAAGCACCUUCUGCCUGGCUGAAUUUUGCACUCUGUGGGUUGGUUGGAAUUAUUACAGCAUAUGCGUUUGUUUGGAUAACUAAGUACUACACUGACUAUAAACAUGAACCUGUGCGCACCUUGGCUCUUUCUAGUUCAACAGGACAUGGAACUAACAUCAUUGCUGGUGUUAGUUUGGGUCUGGAAGCUACAGCUCUACCUGUCCUUGUCAUCAGUGUAUCCAUUGUCUCAGCUUUCUGGCUGGGUCGUACGUCAGGACUGAUUGAUGAUGCCGGAAAUCCGACUGGUGGUUUGUUUGGUACAGCUGUAGCAACAAUGGGAAUGCUGAGUACCGCAGCAUAUGUGCUUACCAUGGACAUGUUUGGUCCAAUAGCCGAUAAUGCUGGUGGAAUAGUUGAGAUGAGUCAACAGCCAGAAAGUGUUCGUGCAAUAACUGAUGUUCUUGAUGCGGUUGGAAACACUACUAAAGCCACAACCAAAGGAUUUGCUAUUGGAUCUGCAGCCUUGGCAUCAUUUCUUCUGUUCAGUGCAUACAUGGAUGAGGUCGCUGCAUUUUCUAAUGUACCUUUCAAGCAAGUUGAUAUAGCAAUACCUGAAGUAUUUGUUGGUGGAUUAUUGGGCUCUAUGCUUAUUUUUCUAUUCAGUGCAUGGGCUUGUUCGGCAGUUGGUCGGACUGCUCAAGAAGUUGUCAAUGAAGUCCGAAGACAAUUCAUUGAGAGGCCAGGAAUAAUGGACUACAAAGAGAAGCCAGAUUAUGGUCGAUGUGUAUCUAUUGUUGCAUCAGCAUCUUUAAAAGAGAUGAUAAAACCAGGAUCCUUGGCCAUUAUAUCACCUGCAGUUGUUGGCUUUCUGUUCAGGAUGCUGGGAUAUUACACGGGGCAACCACUGCUUGGGGCAAAGGUCGUAGCAUCAAUGUUGAUGUUUGCAACCGUGUCUGGUAUUCUGAUGGCUCUCUUCCUCAACACUGCUGGUGGCGCAUGGGAUAAUGCCAAGAAGUACAUUGAAACCGGUGCCCUUGGUGGCAAAGGGAGCGACUGUCACAAAGCAGCAGUUACUGGCGAUACGGUAGGAGAUCCUUUCAAAGACACAGCUGGACCAUCGCUGCAUGUACUCAUAAAAAUGCUUGCAACAAUUACUCUGGUAAUGGCUCCUAUUUUUCUAUGAAGAGAUUAGAAAACAAAACAUACUCCGUGUAGUUUCUUCUUCUUCUUCAAGAAUUCAGCUAGACAUUCUCGGGACUCUUCGUGUACAUUCCAUAUAUAUGGGCAAUUUUUCAUGUCGUACGAAUUUUCCCACCAUUUUUGGAUUUCGGCUCUUCCUUUUGCACACCCGCGCAACACCUUCUGAAUCUCUCUGUGGUACCAAUGGAAAGGGUGG